Messenger RNA from Effrenium voratum, 2502 nucleotides. The record is from the annotation of a GenBank genome assembly. NCBI's taxonomy places the organism in Eukaryota, Dinophyceae, Suessiales, Symbiodiniaceae.
AUGCUCGCACCUGCGCCUGCAGCAGCCGUGCGCGGCGCGGGUGCACCGCUGCGCCUUGCAGCUGGCGCUUCAGCGGCGGGCAAGGUACCCAUCAGGUCCCACCGGACCGCCGGCACGGCUCUGGGGGUCGCGGCGCUGCCGCUUGCCGCGGCGGCAAGCCGCGCCCGGCGGCGGAAGCAGCGGCACGCGGCACGCGCGGCGGAAGCGGUGAAGGAGAGCCCCAAGGAGGAGACCCCCUGGUUGGAGGUGCUGGGCGCGGUGCUCGGGGCGCUGCUGGACGUGGUGAAGGGCCCGCCCCUGGAGGUCACCGACCAAGCGGCGCCGGGGCUCAAGGAGAUGGGCAAGCCCGCGCUGGAAGCGCUGGGUGCCUGUAAGGUGCAGGACAUUCGCAGUGGUGAAGAGGUCGAUGCAGCCAAGCUUCUCUCGCCGGGCAGGAAAGGCGUCUUCUUCCUGACCCACUGGGGCGACUUCAAUUCCUGGGAGGUCGCGCAGCAGCUGAAGUCAGCCCUCCAGGCGGGGCGGGUGGACAAAAGCAGCGUGAGCCUCGUGGGCAUCGGGUCCCAGGGUGCAGCGCAGAAGUUUGCAGAGAUGCUGCAGCUGCCCGAGGAUCUGAAGAUCUACACGGAUGAGAGGGCCUCCUGUCACUCUACGCUCUGCUUCAGCCGCGGCGCGCUGCCGCAGUACGCAGAGCAGCUGAAUCCUUACCUACGAGUCUUCCUGAUGCUCUUGGGGGUGGGGUCGCCGGGCACCAUUCGCACUGUUCUGGGCGGAUACAUUGGGGACUCCAAGCAGCCUCGCACGGCCACGCGCUGGAUCGACGAGAGCUUGCGGCAGGGGGCACAGCAGGGCCGAUUUCCCACAAAGGUACCUGACAUGCUGGGCGACUGGAAGAUGUUGGACCUGGCGGAGGUUGGCAGCGGUGUGUGGGACGAGGGCUUCGGCAAGGAGGGCCUCAGGCCCUUUGAGCUGGCCACCAUCCGGCUGCAGAAUAUGUGCGGAGGCAUCAUCGCGCACUGGAGCGAGCUGGCGCCGGAGGAUGAUGAGCUCUUGGUGCAGCAAGGAGGCUGUGUUGUGGCGCAGGACGGCGAUGUCAGCUACUACUACCGAGACAAGGGUAUCCUUACCUACGUUCCGAUGGACGACGCCAUUACCGCGUUGCAGCAAGUCAUCAAGCCUGCCAUUUCCGCAAAUUGCCCUAUAGCACUCCACAUGGCACACGCCUUCAGCGCCUUCAGUCGCUUUCGCCGCGCGGCCAUGAGCUGCGCCUGGGAGUCGGAGCUGGUGCCGUGCAAGCGCUGCGUGCACUGCCGCUUCCGCGCGGAGCGCAACAAGGACACCUGCUGCGGCAAGUGCAGCCCCGACAAUGCUUGCGAACUGGAAGGCCAUGAGGCCCACUGCUCGCGACUCACGGAGCAGGCCUUGAGGAGCUCCUACUGGGAGAAGGUUCGCUGCGACUCUGCUGCGGAGCAGGAGGCGGACUGCUUGGUGGUGCCGAACCGCGCGGGGGAGGGACCCAGGCCUGUGAUCCUCUUCCUGACCGGCAACGGUCACGUGGACGACCGCCAGGACUUCUUUGGGGGCGGCAUCGACCAGCUGAUGCGGAACAACGAGCUGAAGAGCUACAUCUUGCUGGCGCCCAAGCCAUUGUCCAAAACUGGCGUGCUGCGCUACAACGACCAAUGGCGCUGGAACUGGUGCGAGGACGGCCUUUGGGCGAUGCUCACAGAGAUCUUAAGGCGCUUGGGCCCCAGCAAGGUGGAUCCGAGCCAGCUCUAUGCUACUGGCCUGUCCUUGGGAGCUGCUGGCGUGUGGCAUUUGGCGCUCAAGUAUGGCCAAUACCUGGCCGGGGUGGCGCCCAUUUCCGGGGUCUGCCAGUGGCCCUACGAGAGCUGGCCAAGGAGGAGCGGCCCGAAGCGUGAGGUCCUAGAACGCCUCAGCGAGCUGCCAAUGCGCGCAUAUCAGAUUGAUGUGGACCGAUACUCCGGGACACCCACGCAUGACAUCGAGUGGCUUUGCUACGGCCUGCAGGAGGUGAAGGAGGAGCUCAACCUACGCGGCAUGGAGCUCGACCGGCGCGUGGACGUGGCAGUCCGGCGCUGGUGCAGGGAAGGCGGCAAGCCUUGGGAGCUUUGGGAGGCCAAGGGCCCCUUGAAGGACUGGGCCUACUACGACCAGUGGGGCGGGGACAAGCACUGCCUGUGGAACCGCGUGUAUCCGUGGCCCGAGUGGGGCCUGGCUUCGUUCUUCGCAGCCCAUCGACUGCCACAGGAGAAGUGUUGGGACAUUGCGGUGGCCAGCCCACUGUCCGAUGUCCUCGCACAGCAAAAGAAGGAUGAGGAAGCCUACUACCUGCAGAAGGCGGAGGAAGAGGCCAAAGCUAUGGACGUCGACGCGCCCAUGGAAGCCACGGUGGGAAAGAUGAGCGCAGGAGACAUGGAGGUAAUGCAGGAGCAGAAGAGGCUGCGACAAGACGACACGGAGAUGCACGCCGUGCCCGCUUAG